This is a messenger RNA of Owenia fusiformis, 1998 nucleotides long. NCBI's taxonomy places the organism in Eukaryota, Metazoa, Annelida, Polychaeta, Sabellida, Oweniidae. The record is from the annotation of a GenBank genome assembly.
UUGAUCAUCCAUUAAAGUCCCCGAUAAAUCGGGCUACGUAUACCGCCGUGUUUACAUUACAUUACAUUACGUGACCAAGAUGGCCGCACAUGAAAAAUCUUUCACGGAUUUGAUAAUAUCUUCCGAAAAUAUGGACGCUAUUGAGCGUAUUAUGGAGCAAGGAUUGGAUAAUUCCAAAAAUGAUACCAUUGAGGAACUUUGUGCCCAGUUAGAUGUGGACCAGAUCGAGAAUCUGAGGAUUGUAAUGUUCGAAAAAGCUGUAGGAUAUCUUGAAUCGGAAUACAAUGAAUGUUUUGGACCUAUUGAAAACCGCACGCCGGGACAAAUACCCCGAAAGCUUAAGCUGAAACUACGUCGUAACAAGACCGAUAAAUCAGAGCGUAUGGCAAGUGAUAUUUGUGAUAUGUAUUUAUAUUUAAACAAGCCUACUACCCAAAAUGAAAAUCGGGCAUUUCCGAGAUCAAUCCUAAGUGAUUCUUCGUUCGUUCCAACUAUCCCUGAUACAGCGAAGCCCACUGAACCUCCCACCCCGGAUUACAGAUCUAUUGAUUUGGAUACCAGACUGGUGAAAUUGACGACGAGGGUGGCGGAUUUAGAGAGGGAGAAUAAAGAAUACAAAAAGGAAUUGAAUACUAUACGUAAGGAAUUGCACGAUAUGAACAACUUGGUAUCAACACAUAUAAAACUGUGCACAUGUAGAACCAUUUCAAAUGGCCAAAACGAAGCUAAUCAAGUUAAUUCUGGCUCUAAGACCAGUGUAUCUGUAUGUGAAACUAACCGUGCACCUGUUGACCUCGGUAUGAAUCAAAACAAUGCCAUGCACAGACGGGCUUUGAGUGAAAGUUCAAUAGCAAGGGACAUUACUCUGGAUUUAUCUGAUCAACACCCGUGCGAAACUGAAAUGGCGGAGAGCCGCAUUAAUACCUCAUCAAAGAUAUCUGAUGGUAAGUCCGCCCCUGUAAAGGCGCAACCUGGACCAUGCAUAAACACUACAAAUGGGCAUUCGUUGAGACCUCUAAAUAAAAAUGUUCUAAAUGCCUCAACUCCAAGUGCUUUGAAAAGCUCCACCUUUGCCACGCAUAUGGAUCGUAUUUGCCGCAACGGCAAGUCACAUGAAGGACGUUCAUCUGACACUGAAACUGACAUACCCUUUAAAAAGGGUCUAUCUGAGUAUGUCGCGAGGGAUAAAUUAGAAUCAGAACCCAAAGCCCGCACUUUAUCUACAUAUGCUGCUGCAGCCUCUAAGGCGCAAUGGACUGUUGUAAACCAUCAUAAAAAGACAAUACAAUCCAACGCCCCGACUGCUGCAAAAGGAAUUGUGAAACUCCGUGGAGUAAAAGAUGUACGGGGAUCGUUUGUAUAUGUGAAUAACCUGAGGAUGGAACCUGAUGUAUCUGAUGUCUCAUUACGCGAUGCAGUCGUGCAGCACGCUCGUAACUCUGGGGUGCGUGUAAUGCGUGCUGAGAUUGUGAAGAAUAAAUUCUGCGACGACAAAGUGGGAUGCAAACUUUGCGUUCCCGAGACUGAUGUACAUGUUUUACUAUCAGAAAAAUUUUGGCCCGACCCAUCAAUAGUCUGCAGGCGCUGGGAACGACGGGCACCUAGAGCAGCCAUGCGACGAGAAAAACCGAUUCCAGUUAUAACUGGAUACCGACGACAGGCUACCCAUGCCGAUGAUCAGUCCGACUAUGACUGUGGAAUCGACAACCUAGACAGGAUGAAUGACGCCUACAAGUCACAGAUUGAUUGGUAUGAAUAUGAUAAUAAUGGCCUAUAAUAAAACAAUGAUAAAUUCUUACACUUUCCUAUUACUUGUUGUGACACUACACAUUUGCACAUCAGCCCCGAGCGCAGAAUUUCACUCCGUGUUAUCAUUAACAAUGUCACCUCAUGAGAACAAAUUACGAUUUGGGCAAUGGAACUGUAGAGGUCUUGGGGCCUCUAACCGCUAUAUAUUGGACAUUUUGGCGAAAUGUGAUUUUUUCGCACUAAGCGAAC